Messenger RNA from Rhipicephalus sanguineus (brown dog tick), 2635 nucleotides. It is a transcript of the gene Ppat-Dpck, whose product is annotated as bifunctional coenzyme A synthase. Gene Ontology annotation, molecular function: ATP binding; dephospho-CoA kinase activity. The transcript has 9 exons. NCBI's taxonomy places the organism in Eukaryota, Metazoa, Arthropoda, Arachnida, Ixodida, Ixodidae. The record is from RefSeq and is a predicted model, not a curated record. Gene Ontology annotation, biological process: coenzyme A biosynthetic process. The coding region runs from base 343 to 1968 and encodes 541 amino acids.
GUAUUUAUUACGCAGGAUGCAUCUUGUCGAGUCUACGGGCAAGGCUUGAACGGAAGCAGGAAGCACGUGGUAUGAAAGCGCACGGCGCACGUCCUCCCUCGUCUCCCCUUCCACACGCAGGCGAGAAGGAUUUGCGAAAUGCGGCUGCUGUCGCCGAGCUGUGUUUGCUGUGGUUCGCGCUGAUGUUUCCUUGUAGGUUUCCUCGAGCGUAAGUACGAUUCAAAGUGGACCACAUCUCCUACAAUAUUCAGAUCUGCGGUGAAGAUCUUGGCUUCAUUUGGUUGGGUUUAUGCAAAAGGAAAGCUCCACUGACGUCUAAAGGGAAUUGCCUUGAGGCCUGCCAUGUUUCAUACAGGUCUCCUAAUUCUAACCUCAUCGCCUAGGAUCUUGACAACUAAUGUGUCCGCCUAUUUGAAGGCUGCCAAGAACUUUGUUAACAAGACUUUAUACAUAAAGCUCGAACCCAACCAGCACCACUUGUGGCCUGUCCAGCAGCCUGUUUUCACGCCUUCAGAGUUGUCCCAACUACGAAAGCUUAUACCAGACAUAUAUUUCAAAGCCGCCGGAGUAUGCGCACACCUUGACAUCAGGGUUCUUCAAAGUUGCUUCAAGGAUCCUGCUCGUAAGGAGAAUCACUUGAAGCCAUCUUUUGAUGUUGUGCUAACGGAUGGAAGUCAUGCCCGUACCGAUUUGGAGCUGUAUGUGGGACACCAGUUUAACAAGAGCUGCUCAAAUUUCCACCGCCUUGACUGCAAGUUGACUGUCAAUGAGGCCAACGAAGACAACUUCAACGGCUUCAGUCAUGGAAACAACGGGGUCCAAAACAACUCCACCUUUCAGACUUUUGAAAGCGUCUGUCUUGGAGGUACCUUCGACCGCCUUCAUCUUGGCCACAAGGUGCUGCUUUCAGAGGCAGUGUUGCAUGCAUCGGGCAAACUUGUUGUCGGAGUAACGGAUGGUGACAUGUUGAAAGGCAAGUUACUCUGGGAGCUGAUAGAGCCAGUGGAGGCUCGUAUGCGUGCCCUGCUAGACUUUCUACACGACAUCGACGCAACACUGCACUAUGAUGUGCUGCCCAUCUACAACCCCUAUGGUCCUACCAUCGAAGACAGUAAUUUGGAAUGUCUGUACGUCAGUGAAGAAACUAUGAAAGGAGGCAGACUGGUCAAUGAGGAACGAGCCAGACGGGGCAUGCCUCCAAUGGUUAUCAGAUCCGUAGGACUAGCCGAAGACGUCUGUCGUGGCAGCGGUGAGGAAUUUAAAGUGAGCUCAUCAUCACUGAGGCGGCGGCAGCUCGGCACAUUGCUCACUCCACCCAAGCCAAGGCCUGACCUCCCUGAUAAACCUUACCUCGUUGGUUUGACUGGGGGCAUCUGCACUGGAAAAAGCCACAUCAUCAAGACACUCGAGUCCCUCGGCGCUGUGGUGAUCAACUGCGACCCACUUGGCCACGAGAGCUAUCGACCGGGUACAAAGGCAUAUUCCCGCAUAGUGGAGACCUUUGGUGACAAAGUGGUUAGCAGUGAUGGCACAAUCAACAGGAAAGUUCUUGGCGCCAUCAUUUUUGCAGAUGAGGCAAAACGACAGCAACUAAACAGCAUUGUCUGGCCAGAAGUCUCUCGGAUCAUUGAUGAGCGACUCGAAGAGCAUAGGCGAAAAGGUACCGAAGUAGUGGUUUUGGAGUCUGCACUUCUUUUGGAGGCUGGCUGGGAAAACAAGUUUCACCAGAUCUGGGUGUGCGUCAUUCCUGUGGAGGAAGCGCUGAAGCGAGUGAUGGCCAGGGACAACCUGGAGAAAGACCAAGCAUUGCGCCGGGUCCAAGCACAGAUGUCCAACAAGGAGCGUGUUAGCAAGGCUAAUGUCAUCUUCUGCUCCCUUUGGGACUAUGCCACAACAGAACGACAGGUUGCAAGAGCAUGGAAUGAACUGCAGGCAUUCUUAGGCAAGAAGAAGUCAUCAGCCCUAUAAUCACCGUCUGUGUACAGAAACAUUUCUGCGGUUUCAUCUCUGGCGUUAAUGUAGGUAGUGCUGUUCGCGAUGGGGUUAGCAAUCAUGUUGGGCAAUCACUGGACUAACUUUAUGAAAUGGAGAUGAUUCUCUAUGGUUCGUGAGGAGAUGCAUGAACCUGUGAUACUGGCACCAUAACUGAGGUGAAGUUAAGAGGCACCCGACCUCCGAUAAUUAUAUCUACCAUUCCUGUAUGAUUCAGGAUAUGCAACGUAUAAGCAAUUAAAGUAAAUAUAUACAUAUAUGUAUUUUUUCCUAGGUAUAUAUGCAUAUGCUCAUUUAAUAAGCGUUAUGUACAAAGUGCAAGGAUGUUGAGAACUUUUAGGUAGCGCUGUUGCAUGGCCAUGCAAGCUGCUGGUUUGAAUGCUGCGAGCGUAGAGCUAUACUUUACGAGGUGUUAGUGAAUUUUGCCCUUUUUUAUGUGUGUGUGUCAAUACAGCGAGAAUCGCCCGACUCGUGUUGCCAUGGCUCUGAAAUAAGCUGCUGCAAGUCACGAAAUCAUUCCUCUGUGCAUGGCACCACUCAUUACAAGAGCAAAGGCUUACCAUUCUGUACUGUGAUCAGUCUUGUGAUGAGAAGAGCUGGUAGAAUUAAAACCACUGUGCAUGCCGAGGCGCAUGUGGUCUUA